AAAGACUCCAUCAUGCUGUAAUGUCAUUUUAUGAGUGAUCUCUUAUAAAAUGAAACUGUAACUCCAAAGAAGAGUUCGCCAAAUUUUGACAAAAAGGAGAAUCUUCCUCGUCAUUUUCCACUUUUCCAGAGACACAAGUGCCAAAGAUAAAGAAGCCAUUAUUGCCACAUUUCCAGUGACAGAAGUGCCAUGCCAAAGAUAAAGAUACUUUUCCUGUUCCCAUGGGGCUAAAAAAAGAGAGUAACCGAUUACUGAACGUUCCCCACAAGUUGGGUUAUCGUUUAUUGACCGAACAAAACCUAACCGCACAACAAAAGAGAGUGGGUGAGCUCAAUCCAAUCAAAACUCACUCACCACUCAUAAAAAAGUGCGAUUUGUACUUGCGUCUAAUAUAAGGGCCCUCUCGUUUUUUUCUUCCACUCCUCUCUCUCUUGUUCUACUGCCCAAACACAACACUUCCUUAGCUCUCAGCUUAUGCCCAUUAAUCCCAAAAAGAAUGAGGUCUCGGAUAUAUAUAUCUGCUUCCAGAGCUGCCAGGUCUCUCCUUUCAGCUUCCAAGACCUCUCGCUUUUGCUCUGAAGGGCGAGCAGUAGCUGCUGCAGCAGCAGUUUCACUUAAUGGUAAGGUGCCUCUUUUAGCUUCAGCUUAUGGAAAUAGUGGUUCUGCCAAUGCAUCUAGAGGACGGCUUUCAGGAGUGUUUACUCUUCCAGUGGCAGCUUACAUGCUUCAGGAUCAGGAGGCUCAUGCUGCAGAGAUGGAGCGCACUUUCAUCGCUAUCAAGCCUGACGGAGGACAAAGAGGGCUGGUUGCAGAAAUCAUAUGUCGUUUUGAGCGCAAGGGGUUCAAGCUUGUGGCUAUCAAGAUGUUGGUUCCUUCAAAGGAAUUCGCCCAGAAACAUUAUGAUGACUUGAAGGAAAAACCCUUCUUCGAUGGCCUGUGUGAAUUCCUCAGCUCCGGCCCUGUUAUUGCUAUGGUCUGGGAAGGAGAGGGAGUCAUAAAAUAUGGCCGGAAACUCAUUGGAGCAACAGAUCCUCAGAAAUCAGAGCCUGGAACCAUCAGAGGUGAUCUAGCAGUGGUUGUUGGAAGAAAUAUAAUUCAUGGAAGUGAUGGUCUCGAGACUGCCAAGAAUGAAAUUAACUUGUGGUUCCAACCGCAAGAAUUGGUUAGCUAUACAAGCAACGCUGAGAACUGGAUCUAUGCAGUCAACUGAUGAGGCAUUUUUUUUCCCGUUAAUCAGUAGCUCAGGAAAAUUUGGUCCCACAUCAAAUGUGGGGUAUUGGCAUAACUUUUAGAAUAAAUAUAUGUUUAUCUGCGAUGAGCAAACCGCUGUGCCAUGAAAAAAACUACCGUUCAAAC
Durio zibethinus is the source of this 1356-nucleotide messenger RNA. RefSeq names its product nucleoside diphosphate kinase 3-like. NCBI's taxonomy places the organism in Eukaryota, Viridiplantae, Streptophyta, Magnoliopsida, Malvales, Malvaceae. Gene Ontology annotation, biological process: GTP biosynthetic process; CTP biosynthetic process; UTP biosynthetic process. Gene Ontology annotation, molecular function: nucleoside diphosphate kinase activity. The record is from RefSeq and is a predicted model, not a curated record.